GCCAUACCCUCCCCGCUCACCUUGUAUAAUUUACCUUCUGUUACUGAUCCACCAUGGCGCCUGCGGACCCAGUACCCAUUGAAACCGCUCACGAGGACAUGAUUCACGAUGCCCAGCUGGACUAUUAUGGCAAACGUUUAGCAACAUGCUCUUCUGACCGUACCGUCAAGGUGUUCGAUAUUGUGGACGGCGAACCAGCGCGCACCAAUGGUCAAACAUUGAAGGGACAUACUGGUCCUGUGUGGCAAGUUGCAUGGGCGCACCCGAAAUACGGGCAUAUUCUCGCGUCAUGCUCUUAUGAUGGGAAGGUAAUCAUCUGGAAGGAACAACAACCCGCUGGGAGUGGAUGGGCAAAGAUCAAGGAGCACUCGCUGCAUGCUGCGUCAGUCAACUCAGUGUCUUGGGCUCCUCACGAACUCGGCGCUAUGCUUGCAUGCGCCUCGUCGGACGGCAAGAUUUCCGUCCUCACGUUCAAAAAUGAUGGACAAUGGGGUGCCGACAUCUUCGAAGCCCAUGCCAUCGGUUGCAAUGCCGUCUCAUGGGCGCCCGCCACUCGCCCAGGCGCGCUCAUCACCCCUACCCCCGGGGCCCUGCCAGGUGCCCCAAACCAAGCCCCAGCCCCCACAAAACGCUUCGCCAGUGCUGGGUGCGACAAUGUCGUGAAGAUUUGGGGUUUCAGCGAGGAGUCACAGACAUGGGUGGAGGAGGAUGUGUUGGACGGCCACACUGACUGGGUCAGGGAUGUCGCUUGGGCCCCGAAUAUUGGAUUGCCGAGGAGUUACAUUGCUACUGCUUCCCAGGACAAGACCGUGCUCAUUUGGACCAAAGAUUCGGCCCAGGCUCCUUGGGUCAAGACUGUCCUCGAUCCUACCACUAUUUCUCCCUCAGCAGCUACAACAAAUGGCGCCGGCAAGUUCCCCGACGUUGUGUGGCGUGUUUCUUGGAGCCUUGCAGGCAACAUCUUGGCGGUUAGCUGUGGCGACGGCAAGGUCACGCUCUGGAAGGAGAACUUGAAGGGUGGUUGGGAGUGCGUGAGCGAUGUGACGAGUUAAGCUAUCUAAUGAGCUAUUGCAUGCUUUUUGUGUAGAACUACGGACAGAUAUUGGACAAUUCGGGGAGUUCGUUUCGCU
Stereum hirsutum FP-91666 SS1 is the source of this 1130-nucleotide messenger RNA. RefSeq names its product vesicle budding-like protein. Gene Ontology annotation, biological process: COPII-coated vesicle budding; protein import into nucleus; positive regulation of TOR signaling. The transcript is spliced from 7 exons. Bases 54 to 1052 code for a protein of 332 amino acids. NCBI's taxonomy places the organism in Eukaryota, Fungi, Basidiomycota, Agaricomycetes, Russulales, Stereaceae. The record is from RefSeq and is a predicted model, not a curated record. Gene Ontology annotation, cellular component: nuclear pore outer ring; COPII vesicle coat. Gene Ontology annotation, molecular function: protein binding; structural molecule activity.